Messenger RNA from Capsicum annuum, 1565 nucleotides. Its product is annotated as B3 domain-containing transcription factor VRN1-like. The record is from RefSeq and is a predicted model, not a curated record. Gene Ontology annotation, molecular function: DNA binding. The coding region runs from base 132 to 1130 and encodes 332 amino acids. The transcript has 4 exons. NCBI's taxonomy places the organism in Eukaryota, Viridiplantae, Streptophyta, Magnoliopsida, Solanales, Solanaceae.
GUCUCACAAUGGGUGGAAAAGUUGGGAGACCCUAAUAGGAAAUAUAGAAAAAGCCCAAAGAGACUAGCAAUGACUUGGAUCACUGUGCUUUACUAAGCUACUGCUGCCCAUUUUUGCUAAGCAGCAGAGUCAUGGUAAACAAAUUCCGCAGAAAAAUUGGUGAAGCCUCUUCCAUUUCUAACAUUACUCAACCCAAGUUCGGGAAAAUCAUUUUUUCCUCACAUGAAUUAUGCCGUCUCAGGAUUCCAGAAGGAUUUUCCAGCAGAUAUUGCAAGAACAUGCUAAACCCUGUGUUUCUUGAGGUUCCCAGUGGAGAAGUAUGGGAGGUUGACGUGGAGCAUUCUGAAGGCCAUAUUUGGCUAGCCCAAGGAUGGAAGGAUUUCAGUGAUUAUUAUUCAAUAAGCCGCGGACACUUUUUGAUUUUCGGAUACAAUGCGCGUUCACAUUUUAAUGUCACUAUAUUUGAUUUGAGUGCAGCAGAAGUUGAUUAUCCAAUAGCAGAGAUUGAGUCGGAUGAUUCAAUAGAUAUUUCGGAUGUGGUUGAGCAUUCUUCUGAAAAUCUGAGCCGUGGCCCCUUGAUAGAAGAGGGAGAAAGAAAAAGACAAGGAGGGGAAACAGAGGAUGAUGACCUUCAAACUAAUGUAAUCGAGGAAGAAGAGUCUCAAGGGAAUGUAGUUUCACCAGAAAUAAGUGAAGUCUACAAGGAGCACGAGCAACAAACCAAAAUUGUCACCAGUGAGAGUGAGAGCGAGGCAGAGAGGGACCAAGAGAUUGCUGAAAACUAUCAAAGAGCAAAAGCUUUUAAAUCUAAGAAUCCAUUCAUUAUAUCUUUUAUGCAUACAUCAUAUGUGUUGAGACCACACACUCUGUACAUACCAUUGAAAUUUGCUAUGAAGUACUUAAUGCAGAACAGUGGCAAUUUAGUGUUACGCGUUCCAGGGAGGGGAUCUUGGUCUGUCAAAUGCAUUAUACUGAGGAAAGAUGCUAAAGUUACUUGUGGUUGGAAAGCGUUUGUUCUGGACAAUAAGUUAAAAUAUGGUGAUGUUUGUGUCCUUGAAGUGAUUAAUGACACUAAGCUUUCUUUGAUAGAGGUCACCAUAUUUCCAGGGGUUUCUGAUAGUACAAACUGAGUCUAUCAAUGUGAGGCUUUGGUUCCAUGUUCUCAAUGCAUAUAUACAUCCUAUCAAAGAGCAAAAGCUUUUAUAUCUGAAAAUCAAUUCUUCAACACAUAAAUACAUUCUAUUCGCUUUUUGCAAGUUGCUACAUUUGCAAAGGGGAGUAUUCCUCCCAAAAUAGAUUAGAGCAAUUUUGCCUAAAGCAUGUAAACGUUAGUGUCUUAUUUUGUAAUAUUAGCUUCUUUUAUAGAGUUUUCUUUUCAUGAACUUCUUGUGUAGAGUUAUGUUCAACUUUGGCAUGUGUUAUGAGGAGGUAAGACAAUGUGUCGUCCCUACUUCAUGUACUCUUUGGAUAUUAAUGUUCGAAGUAAGGUCAAAGCCUAACCCCCGGCACCAUGAUUCUGUGUGAAAUAAAAGAACCUUUCUGAUGGUUGACCUUGAUGAUUCCAA